Prorocentrum cordatum is the source of this 549-nucleotide messenger RNA. The record is from the annotation of a GenBank genome assembly. NCBI's taxonomy places the organism in Eukaryota, Dinophyceae, Prorocentrales, Prorocentraceae.
AUGCGCCGGGGGCUCCGCGGUGGGGCUGCGCCUGAACCACGCGCAGGUGCUGGCCACACACAACUCCUACCACGUCGCUCCAGCGGGUUCUGUGGUCGAGCAGUCUGGGCGCAACCCCACGCCUUACCGCACCCAUCCCUGGACACCCAGCUCGACCGCGGAGUCCGUUCCUUCGAGCUGGACGUCUUCUACGACGCCGACGCCGAUACGCUCAGGGUGAUGCACGUCCCUGGAAGCGACGAGGUGUCCAACUGUGCGACGCUGCUGGACUGCCUGCAGCUCGCCAGCGGCUGGAGUUCCGAGAACCCCGCGCACUUCCCCCUGCACUUCUACAUCGAAGUGAUGGGCGGGGUGGAGAUGUCCGACGCUUCUGAGUGUGCGUACUCGGACGCGGAGCCCGCGGCCCCCUCAUCGAAGAGCAGUGCGUUGGGUCCGUGGCAUCGCAGUGCGCAGGCGCUGUGCAGUCGGGCUGCGUGCCCGAGCUCCUCGCGGUCGUCGCAGGCAACGCGCAGUGCCAGUCGCUCCUGGCCUGCCUCGUGGAGGAGGUGA